This is a messenger RNA of Drosophila ananassae, 3405 nucleotides long. RefSeq lists its product as uncharacterized. The coding region runs from base 1 to 3405 and encodes 1134 amino acids. Gene Ontology annotation, biological process: DNA integration. The record is from RefSeq and is a predicted model, not a curated record. Lineage: Eukaryota; Metazoa; Arthropoda; Insecta; Diptera; Drosophilidae. Gene Ontology annotation, molecular function: nucleic acid binding. The transcript is spliced from 3 exons.
AUGCAGAGCCUGCACAGAAGGGACGUUAGGAGCGUGAACAAGGACGCUCGACUACCGAUGAAGCCCUACGUAAAUGCAGUGCCGAAGCUGCUUAUUGGUUUGGACCAUGGGCAUCUAGGACUGCCAUUGAAAACGAGACGGUUUGCCAGCGAGGGACCGUACGCGGCCGCAACCGAAUUAGGAUGGGUUGUUUUUGGGCCUGUGGAAGGACGACGAGACACGCCAUCACUAAGGUCUUGUCUGCUAGCCACGUCGUUGGAUGAUAACGUGGAACGGAUCGUCGAGGACUACUUCGAGAUCGAGAACUUCGGUGUGAAGGCGGCGCCAGCGGCCGCAGCCAGCGACGACGUGAGGGCUCAGAAGAUCCUGGAGGACACAACGGUGCUAGUUGGCCGCCGAUACCAGACGGGAUUGUUGUGGAAAACUGAUAACAUUGUGCUGCCACGUAGCUAUGAUAUGGCGUACAAUAGAUUGGUCAACAUAGAAAAGAAAAUAAAGCGAGAUGGGCAGUUCGCCCAAGAAUAUUCCCGGAUUGUUAAAGAUUAUGUCGACAAGGGAUACGCUCGGCGUCUGGAACGACAGGAGAUCGAUUCGGAAACCCAUAGAACAUGGUACUUGCCGCAUUUUGGAGUGGAGAAUCCCAACAAGCCAGGGAAGAUCCGAUUAGUAUUUGACGCAGCGGCACGAGUUGGAGGAGUGUCACUGAAUUCUGCGCUGAGCAAGGGGCCGCAACACUAUAAGGCCUUGGCAUCUAUCCUCUUCCACUUUAGGGAAGGUGCCGUCGGAGUCUGCAGCGACAUUAAGGAAAUGUUUCACCAGGUGCUGAUCCGACCCGAGGAUAGAUGUGCGCAACGCUUUCUGUGGAGAGAUGGGAAUGACCAACGGGACCCCGACGUCUACGAGAUGUGCGUGAUGACCUUUGGAGCAGCAUGCUCACCGAGUGCGGCGCAUCACGUGAAGACAGUGAAUGCCAAGCGAUUCCUGGAUUCGGAUCCCAGAGCAGUCAAGGCCAUCGUGGACUACCACUACGUGGAUGACUAUGUGGAUAGCUUCGCCACAGAGAGCGAAGCCAUCGAAGUAUCUAGCAGAGUGAAGAAGAUACAUGCAGAAGGCGGGUUUGAGCUUUGCAAGUUCUCGUCCAGUUCGCCUACAGUGGAGAGGAUGCUUGGACCCAGUGAUCACGCCCAGAGUAUUGGAUGGGGUGAGGCCGAGCAAAAGAUUUUGGGAAUGCGGUGGCAGCCAGCCACGGACGACUUUAGGUUUCGAGUGAAGUACCACAAAGUCGCCCCCGUCGUGUCCGAUGGAAAGAGAAUUGCCACAAAAAGGGAAUUCUUGAGUAUGGUCAUGUCAACGUUCGACCCCUUGGGAUUCCUGUGUUGCCUAAUGAUAACAGCGAAGUUGUUGCUGCGAGAGGUCUGGAGGAGGAAGAUCUCAUGGGAUGAACCACUACCGGCUGAGAUGUACAACGCCUUUAUGGACUGGCGUAAAGAGAUGGAGAAAGUGGAACGUUUUCGGUGCCCACGUCACUACUUUGGAUCCGGGCUGGUGAAGACUGUCGAGAUGCACGUAUUUGUGGAUGCGAGUCAGUCGGCAUUCGCAUCAGUGGUCUACUGGAGGAUCACGUACGAGAACGGCGACGUGCAAGUGAGCACACACCGGCGCUACAAGCAGUUCGUAGGGAACAGAGUAGCAGAGAUUCUGGAGUCGACGAAGGUGGCCCAAUGGAGAUGGCUACCAUCCGCCGACAACGUGGCAGAUGAUGCAACUCGAGCGCAACGCAGCGUGGACCUAAGCGAGGAGUCACGCUGGUUAAGAGGACCGGCAUUCCUGAGGAGACCAGCGAGCAGCUGGCCAGGAGCUGCACCCACCGACGAAGCGGAUGCAGAAGACGAAGAGGAGAUGCCGAGUGAGUUUGUGCUUGUUGGAGCGAGUGACCCGUUCAUAUCGCUGGAGAGAUUCUAUAGUUAUAGGCGAUUGCUGAGGACUACGGCUUGGGUCCUAAGGUUCAUACGCCGAUGCCGUGGACAACGAGAUGAGCUGGAGAACUACGGCCUCAAUGUAGCUGAGUCUGAAGCAGCUGAGGACUUGUUAUUCCGUAGAGCACAACGUGAGGCGUUCCCCGAUGAGGUGCAGGCCGCAGAGAAGGACUUGGACGUCGCUAAAGGAAGCGACAUAUGUGGACUGGCGCCAUACCUAGAUGGCAAUGGAAUUCUGCGAGCGUAUGGCAGGAUCGAUGCGGCGCUAUGUAUACCUUACAGCGCCAGGAGGCCAGUGAUCCUCUCCCACCGGCAUGGUCUCACGGAGAUGAUUGUGCGCGACGCUCAUGUGAGGAUGAAGCAUCAAAACGUGGAUGCUACGAUGGCGGAGAUCCGGACCAGGUUCUGGAUUACGAGACUGCGGAGAGUGCUUCGUAAUGUGAUCUCGGGAUGCAGCGAGUGUAAGCUGCACAGAGCACGGCCGAUGCCGCCGAUUAUGGGACCCCUGCCAGAUGAUCGUUUGGACGCCUAUGGCUGGCCGUUUAAGAGCACAGGCCUCGACUACUUUGGGCCGCUGUUAGUGACCGUUGCUCGGCACCAGGAGAAGCGGUGGGUGGCCUUGUUCACGUGCCUGACGACCAGGGCGAUUCAUCUGGAACUGGCACAUGACCUGUCGACUGAUUCCUGCAUACUUGCAAUCAGGAAUUUCAUCUGCCGUCGAGGGCCUGUGCAUAGACUGCGCAGCGACAAUGGCAGGAACUUCGUUGGAGCAGACAGAGAGGCCAAGAGAUUUGCGGAGAUCUUCGAACCCGAGAGGAUCCAGCCGGAGCUGUCAAGCAAGGGAAUUGAGUGGAUCUUCAACUGCCCAGCGAACCCAUCAGAGGGUGGAGUCUGGGAGCGAAUGGUGCAGUGCGUGAAGAGGGUGCUACGCCACACAGUGAAGGAAGUGGCGCCGAAGGAGCACGUCCUGGAGAGUUUCCUAAUAGAGGCGGAGAACGUCGGAGCAGCUUGCCCACCGGAUACCCCCGGCCUGGAUGGAGGCCUCGUCAAGGAAGGAGCUACGCGGAAGCAGUGGCGCGUGGCAAGGAUGUUGAGAGACCGAUUCUGGAGGAGGUGGGUCUUGGAGUACCUACCCACGCUGACACGGAGAGAGAAGUGGUGCCGCAGAGAGAAGCCGAUUCAACGAGGAGACAUCGUCUUCGUUUGCGAUCCAGCCAUUCCGCGUCGAGACUGGCGGAAAGGCGUCGUGGAGGAGACCUUUGCUGGAACGGAUGGUGAGGUCAGACGAGCCCGCGUUAGGAUCAUGGAUGGAGAUCGGACCCGCUGGAUAAUGCGCCCCGCUUCAAAGUUGGCGGCUUUGGAUUUGAGUGAAGAAGUUCUUCACGGAGGUGGGGAUGUCGCGGAUCGAUUAUCGAUAGUUAGUAUUUAA